AUGUUAACACUCAUUAUUGAUAAUGAUGAACGAACGAAUCCAGAUGAUGGUCUAUGCAAAACUGUAACAUGUGUAAAAGAUCGAUUAAACAAUUGGAAAAUUAUUAUACAAAAUUUAAGAAACUAUUAUUUGGAAGUUUUACAAGAAGUUAUUACAAUUCGUCCUCCAAAUAUUGUUCUAGUCAGUAAAAUACCAGAUUCUGCUCAAGCUGAUCAAGAAUUAGAAAAGAUUCUACUUUUCUUAUUAUGUGCCGCUGUACGAUGUGAUCGACGUGAUUAUUUUAUUCGUCAAAUUAUGGAGAAUUUAAAUCCUGAUGUUCAAACUGGUAUAAUGACAUGUAUUAAAAAUGUUACUGAAUGUCCUGCAAGUAUUGUAAGUUUUGAAAAGCUUCGAUCAUCUGAUGCUGACAUUUUACAAACAUUUCGAAGUGUAGUUAAUCAACUUGAAGAUAUUUAUUUAGAGGAAAUCAUCCAAUUAUUAGAUGAAUUAGCAUCAUUACAGAAUAAAUUUCUCACAUUACAAGCAAGAUAUCAAUUAGCUUCUCGAUCUAAAACAUUAGGACCGAAUGGAUUAAAAGAACGAUCUGUUUCUACUAUAUCACUUGGUGUGGAUAAUUCAUAUUGUACUAGUAAUAGUCAUUUUGCUAUAUCUACACCUAGACUUGAUGAACAAACCGGUUUAUCACGUAAAAAAUUAAAUAUUAUUGAAUUGAAUGAUCCUUUUGAUCAAGUCAACGAACAGUUAAAUGAUGAUGUUUUUGUCAAUGAUAAUAAAGUGAAUCAAAAUCUUAUGACUAGUACUAGUAAUAUCAGUAAUACAAAUGAAUUAUCAGAUAUUGGUCGAAUGGAUUCUGGAUUAGAAGUGGAAACAACACAACUAGACUCAGUACGUUCUUUAUACCAACCAACGGAUAAUUUGACACCGGAAAUUCUUGUAAUGGAUAUGGAUAAGCAUCAUUUAUCGGUUGAAUUGGCUGAAACCAAAGCGAAACUACGUCGAGCACAUAUUGAAAUUGAAGAUCAAGCUGACCAAUUAGUUGAAUUACAAGAUCAUUUGUUUGAGACACGUCGUGAAUUAAGUCAAGUAAAAGAGGAACGAGCACGUUUAGCCGACGCAGCCUAUACAGCAAGACAUUGGCAAGAUGAAGUGGAUGCAUUAAAACAAACUGCUGAACGUGUUACUAAUUUAGAAAUAGAAAAUGAAAAACUGAAAGAAAGAUUACAUGAAAUUGAUUAUUACAAAGCACGAUGUCAACAACUUACUGAAGAUUUAGAAAUUUUAUCUCAUGAACAUUCACAAUGGGCAGAUAAAGCAGAAAUCACUCAUGAAUAUCAUCAUAAAAUUACAGAUUUAGAAAAAGAAUUAAGUAAAACUCGAUGUCAGUUAACAGAAACAGAAAAUGCAAGAAAUUCAGAUUUGGAUUUAAUUAAAAAUCUUCAUGAAGAAUUAGGCAAACUGAAAUUAGAACAUUAUACACAUAAAAAAUUUAUGAAUUCAUCUAGUGAAUUGAAUAAUGCCAAAGAUUUCAUAAUUCACAUGAAUAUUGACGAGAAGAAUAAUCAGCUUAAAGAACAAAAACAACAAUAUCGUAUUUCAUUUGAUGCAACUGAUGAAGAUUUGAUCAGUACAGAGAGUUCCGUGAAUAAUUCCAAUCAACCAAUCAAAUCACAAUUAAAUAAAUUAAAUUCUAAUUUAUCUGAUCAAUUAUCUGAAUCAGUGACAAAUCGUUUAAAUCAUUUAGAAGAAGUUAAUCGACGUUUAAAUAAAGAACUUGAUCGAACAAAGUUAUUAUUAAUGAAAGCUCAAUCUGUCAAUGAAGCUAAUAUUGAAACGGAAGCAUCUUUAGCUGAAGCGAAACGUGAAAAUCAAUUGUUAACUAAUAAAUUGGAAAGACUUGAAACAGCUUUGUCAGCUCAAGAUGAACGUUUAUGUCAAUUAGAUUUAGAACGAAUGAACUUUGAAGCAGAUGCAAGAAAAACCAGAGAAUCGUUAAAUACAUUUAAAGAAACUUCCGAACGACAUAUCAAUGAAUUAUCACGUGAAAAUGAUUAUUUGACUGAAACUAUCAAGAAUUUAAGAGGUAAAAAUAUCAAUGAUAUUUCAUCCGAUGAAAGAAUCGCACGUUUAGAAAAAGAAAAUAGUGUACUUGGUGAAUCGGUUCAAACUAAUGUAACAAGUUUAGCACGAGCUGAGCUAGAAAUCAGUCAAUUACGUCAUCGUUUAACUAAAGCAGAUGAACUAUGCAAAUGUUUGGACUCGUUAACAGAUGAACGUAAUCAAUUGAGUGCUGAAUUAGGAGCAGCAAAGCGUGAAAUCACCGCCUUAAAAGAAGCCUGUUCAAAACAAACAGACCUAGAAAUAGCUCUUGUCUCAGCUGAAGGUAAUUGUGCACGUCUUCAGACACAAUUGUCAACUAUUCGUGCAACUUGUGAAAAUUCAACAAAUAUGGAAAAUGAAUUAAUCAGAUUAAGACAAGUUGAAAAUAAGUGUGAACAAUUACAAAAUGCAUUAUUUACUGCUAUACAAAAAACAGCUGAAGUUGAAAUAGAACGAGAUAAUUUAUCAACACGUUUAACUAAUUUAAAACAAAGUCUUCAUUCACAAAGAUUAUUCGAUUCAGAAAAUGAUGAAGCUGAUGAUGAAGAAGGUGGAUUGGUUAGUUUACAUGAUGAAGAAGUUGACAGUGGCAAUAAAACAGGUGACUCAACAGAAGAAACAUCACCUGAAUGUUUAGGUGUAGCAAAACUGCGUAGAAAAACCAUAAAUAUGCCAUCGAAUUCACGUCAUCGUGAACGACGACGUAGAGGAGGCUAUAUUAAUUAUGAAACGGAACUUGGUAGAAUGGAUUCAGAAAUUAAACGUUUAGAAGCAGAAAGAGAUACGUUACGUAAGAGUUUGGAAGAAGUUAAAACUAAAUUGAUGAAUCAAGAGUCGGCUCAUGAAUCUGCUAUGAAGGAAUCAGAAGAGAAAUCAAGGCAACAAAUCGGUCAAUUGGAAUCAGAAAUAAAUCGCUUAAAGGCAUCAAUUCGAUUAUCUGAUCAAGAAAUACGAAAAUUACGUAGAGAGUUAAGGGAUUCUGAAACAGAUCAACAGUUAUCUGAUGCAAUGGAAAAAAUCAAACAAUUAGAAUCACAAAUUAUAAAGUUGAAUAAUACGAUUAAACAAAAUGAAGUGCAUUUACACGAUAGUGAACAACAAAGAUCUGAGUUACUUCAACAAAUAAAUAUUGAACAGAAAACCGUUUCAGCUUUGCGUAACGAGUUAAUCAUGGAGAAAAUUCAAUUACAAAAACGUAAUUCUGGAUUAAAAUGUAUUCAAGUGUGUUUAGAAAAGUAUGGACUAUCAAAUGAUUGGUUCAAUGAAUUAAAUUCUAAUGAAAAUAACAUAGAACAAACAAAUUUAGUAGAUUCAUUUAUGGAAAACUUUAUUAGUCAAUUAACUAAAGAUAUAAAUAUAAAAAAUGAAGAAUUUGAUUCUGUUAAACAACAAAUUAAUGGACUUCAAUUAAAGAAUUCUGAAUUAAUAAAUCAGUUAAAAAUAAAAAGUCAAGAAUUAGAAGACUAUAAAAAAUUACAAGCUAAUAAUUGUACUACUGAUAUUUCAACAAAAGAAAAUUCUUCAAUCUUACUACAAAUAAAAGAUCGUGUCAUUGAACUUGAACGUGAAAAUGCACGCCUUAAUGAAGCAUUACAAAAUGAAAUUGAACACAAUGAAACUAUUAAGGCAACUAAUCAAAAUUUAGAAAUACGCAUUAAUAAUUUUCAAGAACAAUCUGUUUCAGUACAACGACAAUUAGCUGAAUUAAUUGGAACAAAUGCUCGUUUACAAGUUGAAAAUACUACAUUACAUAGUCAAGUAGAUAGUUUUCAAGGUCAAAACUCUAAUCUAUCUGGACGUAUUACUGAACUUGAAUCUGAAAUUCAUCAUUUAUCAAGUGUACUUGAUACAAUGCAUACAUCUAAAUCUCAAUUAACUAACGAUUAUGAACAAUUACAAUGUUUACAUAAAAAAUUAACACAAGAUUAUGAACAAUUGAAUGAAACAUUGAAAAUGUCCAAAGAAUCUCAACGUCAAUUGAAAUCAGAAAUACAAUUAACUAAUGAACAAGUGAAUAAAUUACAAACUGAAGCAAAUGAAGUUCAACGAUUAAAAAAUGCAUUAGAACUAGAAAGAGGAAGUUUAAAAGGUGAAGUUAAACAAAUUGUUCAAUUAAGAGAAGAAAAUGCACGUUUACAAUCGGAAUUGAAUUCGUUAAAUGCAAUAUUAAAUCGUGAAAGGCAUGAAAAAUCAAAUGUUCUAGAACGUAAUCGAGAAAUUCGUCGUCAAUUACAAGACAGUGAAUAUCGAUUGGAACAAUUAACGAAUGAAUUGAAAAAAUAUCAAAAAUUAGAACAAGCAUUACAUAAUGAAAUAGAAAGUUUAAAAACACGUUUACAAAUGUUAACAGAACUUAAUUCAAAGUAUGAAAAAGAAAAUAAAUCGUUACUUAGUCAAUUACAAAGUUUAUUAAAUCAAAAUCAAGAGAUUUUAGCGUCAACAUUAAAAAAUUGUGAAAAUCAUGUUAGUCAAGAAGGUGUACUUAGAGAACGUUUAUUAUCUAUGCAUAGACAAAAGCAGCAACUUGAAGAGAAAGUUAUGGAACAAUAUCGUAAUGGUUCAUCAUCUAAAAAUGAUUUGACUAAUCAACUACUUUUGGAAAGUCAAAGACGUUUAACGCUGAUUCAAAGAGCUCGAGCAGCAUUAAACAAACAUCACUUUCCACACAGUUCUGAAUUCAACAAGAAUAAUUCAGGUUUUAGUACAAUUUCUACUUUGAAUUCUCAAUCUACUUGGUUAAAUGAUAGUUACAGGUCAAUACCAACCAUCGGACUAACAUCGUCAACAUUGCAUCGUUAUGAUAAACGUCUUAUACCUGGUUCUGUGUCCAUUUACGAUCGUGAUCCAGAUGAACAGAAUCACGAAGAUUUGAAACAAUUUUUAAAAUAUUUAGAUGAUUCAGGCGGGAAUAACACACGACCAAAUUCAGCUGUUCCUUCACAAAUUUCAAGUAAUAAACACUGUGAAAAUCAUGAUUUCUUAUUACCUAUCAGACCAAAUUCCGGUGGUUUAACAAUGAGUCCAUGCAUAGACAAACGACCACAAUCAAGAUUAAGUUCAGACAAAUUUACUGAAUGUAUGGAUUCACCAGUCUCCGGUCGAUCUUCUUAUUCAAGUUCAAAUGGUGUAAAAUCUCAGUUAAAUAAUCAAACUCAUCAUUUCCCGCAUCGAAUUGAUAAGAAUGCACUUAAUCAUUCGUUUAAUUUAACCGAAAAUAAUAAUAGUACAAAUGAAAAGAAAUUCAAUUUCAAUAAUACAAAUGGUUGGUUGGGUAACGAUGAUUCUCAUGAUCGUUCAGUAUGUAGUAGUAAUAGUAGUAAUAGUACUGGUUUAAAUGGUCAAAAUCUUCCAUCAACUGAAAGAUGUGAAAAACAAAUUAGUGAAAUUGUACAAAUUAAAGCAACCACUGAUGAAUCCGAUAGUGGAAUACAUAAACGAAUUAUAUCAGACACACCAACUAAUAUCAAUACAAGUUCACCGAAGCCAUUUUUAUCCAGAUCGUCAUCAUUGUGUUACAACACUAAACUCAAUGAUCAAAUACACAUGCAACGUGCUUUGAAUAGUAUGGCUAGUAAUACAUGUCAAUCGACACAAAUGCUAGACAAUUCAUUGAAAAAUGGAUGUGAUAAUAAUAAUCCUAUCAGUAAUGGUGUCAGUGGAUUGAAUAACUCCAAAUAUUUCAAUAACCCUACUUAUAUUCAACAUACAGGAAAAUCUUUUGAAUCUGAAAACAAUCAAAAAUCAAUGCCAACAACAAAUAGUAAUUAUAAUAUCAAUAGCAUGGCUAGUAAUUGUUCUGAAUCCAUUCCGAUAUUCAAUCAUCAAACAACAAUGAAUUCGAGUAAAUCAGCUUUAUUACGAGAACAAUUCUUUAGUUCCAUGAUAGGUGAACCUAAUCACAACCAACAACAACAAUCAUCUUUAGAAUCUUCUUCAGAGUUAACUAGGAAACCGAAAGUUCUAUUGCAAUAUAGAGAUUUAUAAUUUAUAAUUAGAAAUCAAUCCCAUUAAUAUGUACAUCGUUUAAUUGUUGUUCUCUUACUUACUUUCUCACACACUACAC
Schistosoma turkestanicum is the source of this 6160-nucleotide messenger RNA. The record is from the annotation of a GenBank genome assembly. Lineage: Eukaryota; Metazoa; Platyhelminthes; Trematoda; Strigeidida; Schistosomatidae.